Molecule: messenger RNA, 1536 nt
Organism: Plenodomus lingam JN3
Lineage: Eukaryota; Fungi; Ascomycota; Dothideomycetes; Pleosporales; Leptosphaeriaceae
Source: RefSeq, a predicted model, not a curated record
AUGCCUGGCCAAGCCGAGCCCAUGCAGCAACGCUCGCUCCUUGACGUGCCCUCCGCCGGCGUACCGUCCACCGAUGCGCAGAGCCCCAACACGGGUCUCAGUGGGGCCACCGCCGCCGACGCGGAAAGCAUUGGCCGAGCGUCGAAGCACUCGAAACGCAGCUUUGGCAUGGGCAAGCGACGAGCAGGCAGCCUGGCGAGCAGUAAACGCUCCCAUCAACGUGUGGCGGAGAAGGGCGAGGUGCCCCCCGUGCCUGCCUCGACACACCGCGCUGGCUCGACAAGAAGCAAGACAAAGAAGACUGGGGGUCUGCUCUCUUGCCUGCCCUGCUUUGCCCCAAAAGAGUCUCGGGAGCCGAGUGACACAACGCCGCCAGAGAAUGUCAAGCAAGCGCAGAGCAUACCGACGGGUCGAACGUCGCAAUCGACCCCGGUCAAGAAGCAGACACACAACGCCGUCGAGUCCGGCAACAUCGACUCCAAGGACAUGUUGGAGGAAAAGGCGGGGGCUGCCAACUUUACUUCGGGUGACGCUGAGAAGCCCAGCGGCGGUGAUGGUACGCCCGAGCACCAAGUAGUGGAAACCGGGCCCCCGAUGGUGACCAGAAGCUCCUCCAAGAGACAACAGGCCCAGGCCGAUGCCGCUGCGCAAAAUCAGCCGGAUACCCUUCAGACCGGACAUCCCCAGAUCAGCAUCACGAACCCCACACCCACCGCCACACCCGUUCUUCCUCGCCCGUCGGUCGAGCAGCAGCGCAUAAUAGAAGACCAGACCGAGGAGCAGAAGCAAAUCGACGACGACAUUGAGAUGAAGGAUGUACCGCUCUCUACCCAUGACGUCCACCAAGAAGGCGAGGACCAAAGCACCGACGCUCAGCCUGAUCAUCCCAAGGUGGACCUUCCACCGCCGCCACCACUUGUGGAGAGACAGCAUGCAGUCCAAAGCCAGGUUACGGACGCGUCGGAGGCUUCUGAACCGCAAAAAUAUCUCCUUGGCCCAAUAGCACCGAGAUUCAAGGGCAAGAAAUGCCUCGUGCUCGACCUUGACGAGACAUUGGUUCACAGUAGCUUCAAGAUUCUCCAUCAAGCCGAUUUUACGAUCCCCGUUGAGAUUGAGGGACAGUACCACAAUGUAUACGUGAUCAAGCGACCCGGUGUCGACCAGUUCAUGAAGAGAGUGGGUGAAUUGUACGAGGUUGUUGUAUUCACCGCAUCCGUUUCGAAGUACGGCGACCCGCUUCUGGAUCAACUUGAUAUACACGGUGUCGUACAUCACAGGCUUUUCAGAGAAAGUUGCUACAACCACCAAGGAAACUAUGUAAAGGAUCUGUCUCAGAUUGGUCGCGACCUAAAGGACACCAUCAUCAUCGACAACUCGCCCACAUCCUACAUUUUUCACCCUCAGCACGCCGUUCCCAUCAGCAGCUGGUUCUCCGACGCACACGAUAAUGAACUUCUAGACCUCAUACCGGUCUUAGAAGACCUCGCUGGCAGCCAGGUCAGCGAUGUCAGCUUGGUUCUAGAUGUUGCGUUGUAA